Molecule: messenger RNA, 1388 nt
Organism: Elgaria multicarinata webbii
Lineage: Eukaryota; Metazoa; Chordata; Lepidosauria; Squamata; Anguidae
Gene: ARFRP1
Product: ADP ribosylation factor related protein 1
Exons: 8
Coding region: 107-712 (201 amino acids)
Biological process (GO): protein localization to Golgi apparatus; Golgi to plasma membrane protein transport; intracellular protein transport
Cellular component (GO): Golgi apparatus
Molecular function (GO): GTPase activity; GTP binding
Source: RefSeq, a predicted model, not a curated record
GGGAAGGAGGACUGCGUUUCCCGGGCUGCCCCGGGGUGGCGUUUGAGGAAGAGAGGGAUGAGCGAGGCGAGCAAGAGCCGUUGAGCUGAGGAGUGUCAGGUGCAGGAUGUAUACUUUGCUGUCUGGGCUUUACAAGUACAUGUUCCGGCGGGACGAAUAUUGCAUCCUGAUCCUCGGACUGGACAAUGCUGGGAAAACGACCUUCCUGGAACAGACUAAAACAAGAUUUAAUAAGAAUUACAAAGGGAUGACCUUAUCCAAAAUCACAACUACUGUGGGCUUGAACAUUGGCACUAUCGAUGUGGGCAAAGCCAGGCUCAUGUUCUGGGAUCUUGGAGGACAAGAGGAACUUCAAUCACUCUGGGAUAAGUAUUACGCAGAGUCCCACGGUGUUAUCUACAUUAUCGAUUCCACUGAUGAAGAAAGGCUUUCGGAAUCCAAACGAGCUUUUGAGAAGAUGGUGACCAGUGAAGUUCUGGAAGGUGUCCCAUUGUUGGUUCUGGCCAACAAGCAAGACGUAGAGAACUGCCUGUCGAUACCUGACAUCAAGACUGCAUUUAGUGACUGCAUCAACAAAAUCGGGAAAAGAGACUGCCUCACCCAAGCCUGUUCCGCUCUCACUGGCAAAGGAGUGAAUGAGGGGAUCGAGUGGAUGGUGAAGUGUGUGGUGAGGAACAUUCAUCGCCCCCCGAGGCAGAAGGACAUAACGUAGAGAACCGUUGGAAGAACUGAGCGCCGACACCUUUGUCCUGCACAGACUCCUGCUCUUUAUCUUUCUCCCUUCCUCCUCCUCUCUCUCAGGGAGAGAUCCCCAGAACUCCUGGUUCCGUCUUAGCUGGCGUGUGUUGAAGGCACGCCUGUCCUCUUUUCGUGUCUCGCAAGAGCGCUCCUCAGCAGCGAAGGCUUCUCACUCAAGUCUUUAGCUUGCGAUCUCUCCGAAGCCCACAGUACAAAGUCAUCCUCUUUGCGUGGGCAUCGGUGCCCCGUAAGGGUUCUGACUCCUUCCGCGUUGCUUUUACCUGUGGGGCUGAAAAUUCUUGGGCGGUUAGUUGAACGGAAACAGGCGCUUGAAGUAUUGGAAAUGUCACAUUCCAGUUGAUGUCUGUUUCUAAAUCAAUGUCCGAGUCUGUUUGUAUGGCAAAGGAGCAUUGAAAGUGGGGUAUGACUGUUCCGUGGAAAGAAAGAAAGCUUUUCACAAACCCUGGGAGCGGAGGGUAGGAGGAAGGGCUGGUGCGAGUGACCCUGCUUCCCCUCUGAUUAAUAUACAGGGUCAACAUUGAUUUCUAAUCUUUAAUUUCCAGUAUCUGCUGGAUUGCAGACAUAAAAGCCGCAGUCUGCAGUCUGAUGCAUACUCCCACGAUGAACUGUGCCAGAUGGAAACUCUCUUC